This is a messenger RNA of Dromiciops gliroides (monito del monte), 10258 nucleotides long. It is a transcript of the gene FILIP1, whose product is annotated as filamin A interacting protein 1. The coding region runs from base 556 to 4197 and encodes 1213 amino acids. The transcript is spliced from 6 exons. The record is from RefSeq and is a predicted model, not a curated record. NCBI's taxonomy places the organism in Eukaryota, Metazoa, Chordata, Mammalia, Microbiotheria, Microbiotheriidae.
GUUGUGCAGCGAGGGCUGUGGCCACUGAUAACUCCCUCACUCAGCUGCUGAGGAGCUCAGAAAAGCCUGCUCCAAACUUUUCAGCUGUUGACAAGCUUGACUUGCUGAGAACACUGGUUAAAUAUAGCCCGAGCGAGCCCAGCUCCACAAAGUCAUUGCUCGAACAGUGUGGGAAGAAGAGAACAAGAAGAGGGGAAAACAUAAUCUCAGAACUAAACUGCCGGAGCCAAACAACACCUAGCAACAGUUGAAAAAAAACUUUUAAACAAAAGUCUGGGUGGGAGACUUGAGAGUGUACGACCUCCUGUCUCUGUUGAUCGGGGGUUCCAGGGAGACAAAAGUUCAUCUCUUCUUUCUCCUUGGUUCCCUGCAUGACUUUAUCUGCUGCUUAGACAGAGCUAGGUGAGUGGGAAAAAACCUAUUGCUGUGGAUUUCACGGGGGAGGAGAGUUUUCUUGGAUUUCCAGCUAAUUUGUGCUGUGGGACAAUCUGCCGGACUUCUGGAAGCUUAAGCUGUCACUCACCAAGGAACGGAGAGUGCUGCUGUCAGGUGGGAAUGAGAUCCCGAAAUCAAGGUGGUGAAAGCUCAUCAAACGGGCACUUCUCCUGCCCUCAACCCUCUGACAUCACCAUUGCUGAAGAUAAAAACCUUCCAGAAGAUGCAAAGAAAAAGAAAAAAACAAACAAAAAGGAGAGUGAUGUCAUGGUCUCAGCAACUGUCAAACGACACUUGAAAACAUCUGGAGAAAGAGAACAGGGGAACAAGAAAUCUCUAGAGUUAUCCAAAGAAGAUCUCAUCCGACUGCUCAGUAUAAUGGAGGGAGAAUUGCAGGCCAGGGAAGAUGUGAUCCACAUGCUGAAGACAGAAAAAACCAAGCCUGAAGUUUUAGAGGCUCACUACGGAUCUGCAGCACCAGAGAAUGUGCUUCGGGUUCUACACAGAGAUGCCAUCCUGGCUCAGGAAAAGUCCAUAGGAGAAGACGUGUAUGAGAAACCGAUUUCAGAGCUGGACAGGCUUGAAGAAAAACAAAGAGAAACCUAUCGGCGCAUGUUGGAACAGCUCCUAUUGGCAGAGAAGUGCCACAGGCGCACUGUUUAUGAGCUAGAAAACGAGAAACACAAGCACACAGAUUACAUGAACAAAAGUGAUGACUUCACCAACCUCCUGGAACAGGAGCGUGAAAGGUUAAAAAAACUUCUUGAGCAGGAGAAGAUCUACCAAGCUCGCAAAGAGAAAGAAAACACCAAGAGGCUCAAUAAACUGAGAGAUGAACUGGUGAAACUCAAAUCAUUUGCCCUCAUGCUUGUAGAUGAAAGACAAAUGCACAUCGAACAACUUGGUCUGCAAAGCCAGAAGGUGCAAGACCUUACACAGAAACUAAAGGAAGAGGAGGAGAAAUUGAAAGCUAUUACUUCAAAAUCCAAAGAAGAUAGACAAAAGCUGCUUAAGUUAGAAGUAGACUUUGAACAUAAGUCUUCAAGGUUCUCUCAAGAGCAUGAGGAGAUGAAUGCUAAAUUGGCUAAUCAGGAAUCACACAACAGGCAGCUUCGGCUUAAGCUGGUAGGUUUAACCAGGAGAAUUGAGGAACUGGAAGAAACCAACAAGAACCUCCAAAAGGCUGAGGAAGAACUUCAAGAGUUAAGAGAUAAAAUAGCCAAAGGGGAAUGUGGGAACUCCAGCCUUAUGGUAGAGGUGGAAAACCUCCGGAAGCGUGUGUUGGAAAUGGAGGGCAAAGAUGAGGAGAUCACCAAAACAGAAUCACAGUGUCGAGAAUUGAAGAAGAAGCUGCAAGAAGAAGAACACCAUAGCAAGGAGCUCAGGUUAGAAGUUGAGAAGUUACAGAAGAGAAUGGCUGAACUGGAGAAGCUGGAAGAGGCUUUUAGCAAGAGCAAAUCAGAAUGCACGCAGCUGCACUUGAAUCUGGAAAAAGAGAAGAACUUAACCAAAGACCUGAUAAAUGAAUUGGAAGUGGUAAAGAGUCGAGUUAAAGACCUUGAAUCUUCUGAAAGCCGGUUAGAAAAGGCCGAAAUGAGUUUAAAGGAUGAUCUGACGAAGCUGAAGUCAUUUACUGUGAUGCUGGUUGAUGAAAGGAAAAAUAUGAUGGAAAAAAUAAAACAAGAAGAAAGAAAAGUUGAUGGGCUCAAUAAAAAUUUCAAGGUAGAGCAAGGGAAGGUUAUGGAUGUGACUGAGAAACUAAUUGAUGAAAGUAAGAAGCUUUUAAAACUUAAGUCUGAAAUGGAGGAAAAGGUAUAUAGCUUGACAAAAGAGAGGGAUGAGUUAAUGGGCAGAUUGAAAAGUGAGGAAGAAAAGUCCUCAGAGCUGAGUUGUAGUGUUGACCGAUUAAAGAAGAGGCUGGAUGGCAUAGAGGAAGUGGAGCGAGAAAUAACCAGAAGCAGAUCCCGAAAAGGACCUGAACUUACCUGCCCAGAAGAUAACAAGAUUAAAGAAUUAACACUGGAAAUAGAAAGACUGAAAAAGCGUCUCCAACAACUAGAAGUAGUUGAAGGAGACUUAAUGAAGACAGAGGAUGAGUAUGAUCAGCUGGAGCAAAAAUUCAGAACUGAGCAGGAUAAGGCUAACUUUCUCUCUCAACAACUGGAGGAGAUAAAGCACCAGAUUGCAAAAAAUAAAGCAAUUGAGAAAGGUGAGGCUGUAAGUCAGGAGGCUGAGCUAAGACACAGAUUCCGGUUAGAAGAGGCCAAGAGCCGAGACUUGAAGGCUGAAGUACAAGCCCUGAAAGAGAAGAUUCAUGAGUUAAUGAACAAAGAAGACCAGCUUUCUCAGCUGCAGGUGGACUACUCAGUUCUUCAGCAAAGAUUUAUGGAAGAAGAAAACAAGAAUCGAAACAUGGGACAGGAAGUCCUGAACUUGACAAAAGAGUUAGAGCUCUCUAAGCGCUACAGCCGAGCUCUAAGGCCAAGUGUAAAUGGAAGAAGGAUGGUAGAUAUUCCUGUGGCGUCUACUGGUGUGCAGACAGAUGUAGUAAGCAAUGAAGCUGCAGAGGAAGAAACCCCAGCUGUGUUUAUAAGAAAAUCUUUCCAAGAGGAAAAUCAUAUUAUGAGCAAUCUUCGGCAGGUGGGGCUAAAGAAGCCCAUGGAGCGAUCAUCUGUACUGGACAGGUAUCCUCCAGCAGCAAAUGAGCUGACGAUGAGGAAAUCUUGGAUCCCAUGGAUGAGAAAAAGGGAAAAUGGCCCCCCAACACCUCCAGAGAAAGGGCCUCGGGCCAAUUCUAGUCCAGGACAUCCAGGAGAGGUCGUUCUUUCCCCAAAGCAGGGCCAGCCUCUUCAUAUUCGGGUGACUCCUGAUCAUGAAAACAGCACGGCUACUUUGGAGAUAACUAGUCCAACAUCUGAAGAAUUUUUUUCUAGUACCACCGUCAUUCCUACAUUAGGGAACCAAAAACCACGGAUCACCAUUAUUCCCUCACCAAAUGUCAUGUCUCAGAAAUCAAAAGGGAGUGAUGCAACAUUGGGGCCAGAACGUGCCAUGUCACCAGUAACGAUAACUACAUUCUCAAGAGAGAAGGCCCCUGAAGGUGGCAGAGGAGCUUUUAUGGAGAGACCCACAUCCCCCAUUCAGAUAAUGACAGUAUCAACAUCUGCAGCACCUGCAGAGAUCUCUGUAUCUCCAGAAUCAAAGGAAAUGCCCAUAGGAAGGACUGUCUUCAAAGUAACUCCAGAAAAACAGAAUGUCCCAACUCCAGUACGAAAAUUCAACUCCAACGCCAACAUCAUAACCACAGAGGACAACAAAAUUCACAUUCACUUGGGUUCCCAAUUUAAACGAUCCCCUGGAGCAAGUGCUGAAGGGGCAAGUCCACUCAUUACCGUUAGACCAGUCAAUGUGACAGCUGAAAAAGAGGUCGCCACUGGCACCGUCCUUCGUUCUCCUAGGAACAACCUCUCCUCAAGGCCUGGAGCAAGCAAAGUGACAAGCACCAUCACUAUAACACCUGCUACCACAUCAUCCACCAGGGGAACCCAGUCAAUGUCAGGACAAGAUGGGUCAUCUCAGCGGCCUACACCCACCCGUAUUCCUAUGUCAAAAGGUAUGAAAGCAGGAAAGGCAGUAGUGGCAGCCCCAGGAGCAGGAAAUCUGACCAAAUUCGAGCCUCGAGCAGAGACUCAGUCUAUGAAAAUAGAACUGAAGAAAUCUUCAGCCCGCAGCACUACCUCUCUUGGAGGGGGGAAGGGCUGAGGGCAGUGGCUAAGGGGGUAUGUUGUGCAGCUAUUAUGGCUACCAUGAAAAUCUACCUCCUGUCUGUUAGUGGCAACUGUUUACAUGUACUAAUUUAAGUUGUGAAUACACCAUUUACCAAAUAAUGAACUAAUCAUUACAUGUCUUACUGAUUGUGUACCUUUGUCUCUGUGCAGGGGAGAUAACUUAUAGUAGAAACUAUGCUUGCAGCAUGGUGCACUAGAAAUAGCACUGGACUGUGUGUUAGAAGACCUGGUUUGUAGUCCUAGCUUUGUCAUCAACUGUGAGACCUUGGAAAUAUCACUUGACUUCUCUGUCCUUUGUUUCAUCAGCUGCAAAAUGAGGGAAUAGACUAGACAGCCAACCCCACCAGUCUGUGAUUCCCAACAGUCCUAUUUUAGUAUUAAUUUAUCUCUACUGUUUUUAUUUUCUGAAAAAAAGUGUGUCAUAUAAAACAAUGUGUAAUUACACCUAUGGAUAAUUUCCUCUACUUCUAAGGAACUCUUGGUUUGCCAUAUGUGCCUCAAAAAAAGUCAUUGUUAACUAAAAUUUAAAAAGAAAAAUCUUCCCUAAAUUAAUUUCAAAGAAUAAUCUCCUAUGAAAUAUAAAAUACAAUAAAAAGAAAUGACAGAGGCAUAAUAAAUAGAACUGUUACUGUUAUGGAAUUUAUUUUGGGGGGGAGAGGGAAGACUUCCUGUCAAUCUCCAAAAGAUUCCCUAAGUUUCAUAGAGAACACUCUGAAAACCAUUGAUUUAGUGAUAAUAAUACUGUGAUCAAGUAAAAAAAGCAGUGUAUUUAAAUCAUAUGCAGUAUGACUGUAGUGUCCAGAUAGCCAUCCUGAAAGCCAACCGAGAUCAUAAUGAAUGGCUCAAAAGGGUUGCUGCUGUAUUCCAAUGAGAUGCCAAGAAAAGAAUCAUAGGACCAAUGAUUGAGUACUAGAAGGAACCUUAGACAUUGGCUGGUCCAAAUCCUUCCUUUUACAAGUGAGGCAACUGAGACCCAGAGAGGUUAAGUGAUUUGCCAAGGCCACACAGGUAGUAAGUGGCAAAGCCAAGAUUUGAACCCAGGUCCUCCUACUCCAAAUCCAGGACUCUUUCCAUUGUGCGAAACUUCAUAUGCUGCUUAGUUGAAUUCUGAUUUUCUCCUCAAGUCACAGUGAAGUCUUUGUUCAUGAGUGUAGAUCCAGUCUCAGGAGUCUUUGUAGUAUGGAGAAGUGGAUUUUCUUUUUCUUUUAUCAUUUUUACCCAUGUUUAUCUCAUUUUCCUUUUCAUUCUUUUAAAGCAUGCUUUAAUACGCAUGAAACUGGGUGUGGAUGCAAAAACCAGAUGUCAUUCUGAUGUGAUUAAUCAUAUUUAAGUAGAUGCUGGUCAUUUCAGUGUAUAUAACAAAAAGUGAGCUCAAGGCUAACAGUAGCUUAGCAUACAAGGUCUCACACAGGCUGCGCUUUUGUCUUAAUUUUUGAACCAUUUGGGUGAACUUUACGAGAUUACAACAACCUCAAAGUUACAAAUCUGGAAUUUUCUUUUUUAAUUUGUAAAAUGUAGGAAUUAAAAAAUGAAUCAACCAGAGAACUCUUUUUCAUAUUUUAAAAGGGGGGAAGGGGAAAGUUAAUCACUUUUUAACACAUAACUCAUGAUGCUUCAGUGGUAAAGACAUUGAUUGCUCUUUCCCAUGCCAGAUUUCUUGUCAUUGGCAGGACUCUGACUUGAAUUGUUUAUAGUAGUGAUGGAUGGCUUUCUAUGUUCCACACUUUUGUUCUUGUCAGGCCCCUGUGGCCUGUUGCUCUUGGAUUCUUAAGGUAUAAACUCAAAAUGUUAUUGUAGGAAAGGGCCCAUAAUGGAGCCAUGUUGUGUUGGGAGAGUCCUGUUGUUGGGAGAAGAGAGGUCAAAGAAGAUCAGAGAGAUAUGAAUGUUUAAGAAAUGGGACUUUAAAAUAGGAUUUCCCCAGGAGAUCCUCAUCUUUAGAUUACUGAUUCUUGUGCUUGUCUAAAAGAGGUAUUUCCCCACCCCCACUUUGGUAAAGUUGCUACCCAAAACUUUCAAAAACAAGGACAUUCCAAAACAUGGAACCUUUGCCUCACUGGGCAUUUGUUUAAUACUGUAAUGUAAAGAUGGAGCAAAAUGGGCCCUCCCAAGCACCAGGCAUCCUAGUCCUUUUGACCUUCCCUGCUGCCUUUCCUAGGUUCCCUGCUACUGAUGCCCCAUUUCGGUUUGGAUCACAAUGUUAAUAUUGCUUAUUGCUAUUUUUGCUCUUACCUGCUCACAAUAUGCUUCCCGAUUUUCCUAUGAGAAGACAGUCCUGUCAGCACAGACAAUGCUGGGAAAGGCUUAACAGUGCAUCCACAGGAUGUUUACACAUCUGCAUUUUGGAAUAGUUUAGCCUACAAAGUACGUCUACUAAGAAAACUUGGCAGAACUAACACAUGUUUGCUUUCCAGAAAUGAUGAAAAGCAACCUCUGUGAUAGUUUCUCUUUGUGAUUUUAGAACAGACUCUACAUUUAUUGUAUAACUUGUUUUAAGCCACACGUUAGAAGUGAAAAUCCACUGGGGAUAGGAGGUGGAGGAUUAAACGCACACCAGCUUUUGGCUCCCAUUUGUGAUUAUAAUGUUUCUAAGAUGCUUUGGGGUAGGUUUUUGUAGGAGUGAGCAUGAUGUGAUACUCAAAAACUGCCUAAAUUUUUCCCCCUGCUUGGCUAUGUAUUGUCUAGUAAAAUUUAAAGGACACAUUCAGCCAAAUCAUCCUGCUGUGUGUGUUACUUCCUGGGAAUAAUACUUAUUUACAUUUAUAUAGCACUUUAAGGUUGGCAAAGUUCUUUUACAUACUUCAUCUCACUUGAGCCUCACAACAACCUUGUGAGGUAGGUACCGUGGGCAUUAUUAUCCCCAUUUUAUAGAUGAACCUAAGGCUCAGAGAGCCCAAAUGACUUGCUUAUGGUUUUAAAACUGGUAAAUGCCAGAGGUGUGAUAUGAACCCAAGCCUAUUUAUCUGCUACGCCAGGUUCCUCCUGUAAAUUAGGAAGUUAUGUUGAAUAGCUUGGACUACGAGGGUAAUAACCAUUCGACAUGCACUGUACCCCCAGUUUUCCUUAUGGGAAAACUUCAUGGGAAAACUCUAAAACAAUAGCUGCCAGUUUAGUUUGAAAGUUAAUAAAGGUGGGGAACUAUAUCUGCUUGUACUAAAUAAUUAAAUUUCUGCUAGCAAUUUUUCAGGGGGCUUGGGGGGGGCAGGCCCAGUAGUUGGGAUGCUUACUGCACUCUAUAGAUAUUUCAUAAUACUCAUUAAGGUGUUAAUUUGUCUUUUAUUUGAAGGCUCUAAAAAUGCUCUGCCAUAAGGUGAGAUAAUAUAGCCUUGUGGAAAGGAAAACGACAUAAGACCCCCAAAUAGACUAAAAUUUCUCAUUUCCCAGCAGAGUCCAGAGAACAUAUGAUAUACUGCCAAGACUUGGUUGAGGACAAAGAGUCUUUCACUAGGGAAAAUAUAAGGAUGAUAGAUACCAUGUGUAACAGAAGAGUAGGGUGAAGGGAAGGAGGGGAACAGAUAUCUCAUUCUUAAUCUCUAGCCACAUAUAUGUAUUAUAGUAGAGCUGGGAACCUUUUUUCUCUGGAGCAAAAGCAGGUGUGUAAAGAGUGGAAGGAGGCAGCUAAACAGAAAGUUCAGCUACAGGUGUAAGGGAGGGGAGUGACCCAUACUCUAGACAGUCCAGUCCUUACCUCCAACGGGGUUCAGGUGAAUCCUAAGAAAGGGUCAUCACUGCAAUGUGAUACUCUAGGUAAAAUGUUGAGAAUAGGGAUGCUAGUAUGCCCCCUCUAGAAGCCAGUGAUUCCACCCUAGCUAUAGCUCUAAUGGAUUAGGUUUGGGGACUACAGAGAGGAGAGAGCAAAACAGAAGCCAUAUUUUUGAAGUUCUAUCACAUUAUCUAGGAGAUCAUCUAUUCCCCUCAAAUAUUCACACUCAUUGUGGAGAAAAAACUAGUGUGAAGAUGAUCUGGUGUGGGGCAGCUAGGUGGCAUAGUGGAUAAAGCACAAGCCGUGGACUCAGGAGGACCUGGGUUCAAGUCCAGCCUCAAACACUUGACACUUCCUAGCUGUGUGACCCUGGGCAAGUCACUUAACCCUCAUCGCCACACCAAAAAAAAAGGAAAAAAAUGAUCUGGUGUUAUCACUGUGAAGACUUUCUUCUCCUUUUUGAGUCUGUUACUCUUGAAGGAAUGAUAGAGAGGGAAAUGAGCCCUUGUAGGGAAAUUUUAAAAUAGGGCAAAAAGAAAUCUGAGCACAAAUAGUCAUACUUAGGCUGCUUCUUUCCAUUCCGUUCCACAGCACUGAGUAGGGCAGAGCUCAGAUGACAGGGGAGAUAGAGCUGCAGGGAGAAUAUUGCUAUAUUGGCAAUUCAUAAUCAUUCACACCGUUGGUGCUAACAAGCUGAAGUAAAGAAACUCUGAUUACCUUCAAUGAAGUAGUCACAGCCUUUUCACAAGUGUGCUUCUACAGGCAGCUAGGUGGCUCAGUGGAUAGACCACCAGCCUUGGAGUCAGGAGGACCUGAGUUCAAACCUGGCCUCAGACACUUGACACUUAUGAGCUGUGUGACCCUAGGCAAGUCACUUAACCCCAAUUGCCUCACCAAGAAAACCAACAAAACAAAAACCAACAAACAAUUGUGCUUCUAGAAAACACAAUUAGGAGAGAUGAACUUUUUUACUUAAUCCGCAGAAGAGUCUAAAUAGGUUAGCAUCAUUUAGCAGGGAGAAAAGAAAGCUUUGAAAAGGUGACAUAGCCAGUCUCCAAUUUCAUGAAGGAUUCUCAAAGCCCGGUGCAAUGCCCUGGCACAUAAGAGGUUCUUAAUAAGUGUUUAUUUGCUGGAUAUUAAUUGAAUAUUAAAGGGGAAGGACAUUAGGGACUUCUUAAUUCUAGGGGCUUGGGAGCUUAGAUUUAGUGCUGAAAUGUACCUUAGAGAUCACCUAAUCCAACCCUAAUUAAUUAUUUAUCCAACUGUACUCAAAUCAAGAAGAGAAGGAAGAGAAAGUUGGAUUAAAUGACAACAGAAGAGGCUUAAGUUAACUAUCAAGAAGAAUUAUCCUAUUAAGAAAUUUGGUGAAGAACAGAAUAAUUGAUUGAGCCCAAGAGUAGAAGUUCAGAGUCUUGGGUUCCAGACCUGGCUUUGGCACCAGCUAGACUUUAUGUCAGUGCCUCACUCAGGGCCUUGCUUUCCUCAUCUGCAAAACAGGCAGCUCGGAUGGGGUCAGUGUGUGUGUGUGUGGGGGGGGGGGGGACAGGGACAACAUAGUACUAUAGAAAGAAUGCUAAAUUUCAAAGCGUGGAACCUGAAUUAAAAUCCUAAUUCUACCAUUUACUCUCUGUGUUCCCUUGCAUACUUAACAUUUCUGAGCCUUAGUUUCCUUGUCUGUAAUAUGAGGGAGUUGGAAUAGGUGAUUUCUAAAGUAUAUUCUAGCUCUAAAUCUAAGACGCUAAGCUUUUUUGACUAAAUGUCUCUAAGAUCUUUCCCCUUUAAUAUUUACUCAAUCAACAAACAUUCAUUAAGAAUCUGCUAUAUGCCAAGGUGCUGCAUUGGGCACUAGGGAUACAAAUAAGACUACUUACAGUAAGCUAAUCUAACAGGGAAUUUAGUAAGUAAUUUAGUAAAAUAUCAAAUAUCAGGAGAAUAAAUAUAUGGCAUUUUGGGAGGGAGGGCACUGGCAGUUGGAAGGAUUGGGAAAGGCUUGAGCUGUACCUUUGAAGGAAGAGAAGGAUUCAAUGUGGUUGCAGGUGAGAUGGGAAUAUGUAGAAGAAAGCCAGAGCAAAGGAAUGAAGAUGGAAAAUGGAGGGUCAUGUAUGAAGAACAGAGAAGAGCAUUUGGCUGGAUCUUAGAAUGGGAUUUAGGUAGUAAUGUACAAUGAACCUGGAAACCUAGGUUGGAGACAAGUCUGUGAAGUGUGUUAAGAACUAUUGUCAUGGGGUGGCUAGGUGGCGCAGUGGAUAACGCACCAGCCCUGGAUUCAGGAGUGCCUGAGUUCAAAUCCGGCCUCAGACACUUGACACUAACUAGCUGUGUGACCCUGGGCAAG